AAUUCUUAGGGCUUCCGCGUCUCUCUUUCAAAAUCACAUCAGAGUUCUCUAAGACUCGGGUAUCGUCAUCGUCAUCGUCUUCGCCCCCGCGAAGCUCAGUCGAAGAUGUUAACGGCGGAUAUACCACCGAAUCAGUCAAUCUACAUCAAAAACCUCAAUGAAAGAAUCAAGAAAGAAGAAUUGAAGAGAUCUCUUUACUGUUUGUUCUCACAGUUUGGGAGGAUACUUGAUGUGGUUGCUUUGAAGACUCCUAAGCUCCGUGGCCAAGCUUGGGUUGCCUUUAGUGAUGUCACUGCUGCUACUAAUGCUGUUCGCCAGAUGCAGAACUUCCCUUUCUAUGAUAAACCUAUGCGCAUACAAUUCGCAAAAGAAAAGUCAGAUUGUAUUGCUAGAGAGGAAGGAACUUUCGUUCCCAAAGAUAAGAAGAGGAAGAAAGAAGAGAAAGCUGAAAGAAAGCGUGAAGAAACCCAACGACCAAACACAGCUAAUGGCCCAACUCCACAGAACGGAGCCCCUGCUCCAUCGUCGUUCAAGCCGAGCGGACAAGAAACGAUGCCACCAAACAACAUACUCUUCAUUCAGAAUCUUCCGCACGAUACAACAACUGAAAUGCUUGAGUUUCUCUUCCGUCAGUAUCCGGGAUUCAAAGAGAUAAGAAUGGUCGCCGCUAAACCAGGGAUUGCGUUUGCGGAGUUCGAAGACGACGUUAAAUCUUCCAUGGCUAUGCAAGGUCUUCAGGACUUCAAAAUCACUCCCCAGUACCCAAUGCUCAUCUCUUUUGCCAAGAAAUGAAGAGAAACUGCCUUUGUUUUGUUUGUCUUUUAAGAUGAUGACAGUGAGACUUGGUGUGUAUAACCGACGGUUUAAUGUUUCGGUUCGAUUGACUCCGGUUUGGUUUAGUCACGCGGUUUCACAUAA
Brassica oleracea var. oleracea is the source of this 918-nucleotide messenger RNA. Its product is annotated as U2 small nuclear ribonucleoprotein B''. Bases 106 to 792 code for a protein of 228 amino acids. Gene Ontology annotation, biological process: mRNA splicing, via spliceosome. Gene Ontology annotation, cellular component: U2 snRNP. The record is from RefSeq and is a predicted model, not a curated record. Gene Ontology annotation, molecular function: RNA binding. NCBI's taxonomy places the organism in Eukaryota, Viridiplantae, Streptophyta, Magnoliopsida, Brassicales, Brassicaceae. The transcript has 5 exons.